This is a messenger RNA of Phalaenopsis equestris, 827 nucleotides long. Its product is annotated as 30S ribosomal protein S17-like. Gene Ontology annotation, biological process: translation. Lineage: Eukaryota; Viridiplantae; Streptophyta; Magnoliopsida; Asparagales; Orchidaceae. Gene Ontology annotation, cellular component: ribosome. The transcript is spliced from 2 exons. The coding region runs from base 240 to 554 and encodes 104 amino acids. The record is from RefSeq and is a predicted model, not a curated record. Gene Ontology annotation, molecular function: structural constituent of ribosome.
CCGGGCAUAUUAGGAGGGAGCCAUCAAACACCCGCGAAUAGGGUUUCCGGUUGUUCCCCCCUGCCACGCUGCCACACUGCAGGCAUCCACAUAUCUUCCCGAUUUUUUGUUCUUCGCUACGCCCGCACUUAUCGUCAGCUGUUGCCGUAUUCAACUGUGGCGAAAGUCUCUUACCCCCGCUGUAUAAGUAUCUCUGUUUCGAUUGUUAUUUACCUGUUCCUUUUGAACAAACAGAGAAGAUGAAAUCGGUGGUUGGAAUGGUGGUUUCAAACAAGAUGCAGAAAUCCGUGGUGGUUGCUGUGGAUCGGCUCUUUCGCCACAAGCUCUACAACCGCUACGUCAAGCGGACCAGCAAGUUUAUGGCGCACGACGAGCACAACGAAUGCAGCAUCGGCGACCGGGUUAGAUUGGAUCCAUCAAGGCCUCUUAGCAGGCACAAGCAUUGGAUUGUGGCGGAGAUCGUUCGCCGUGCUAAGGUAUACGUUCCACCCCCAGUUGCAACUGAUGGUCCGUCCAUUAACCUUUCUCAAAAUCCUGAGAAAUCGUCAUCUUAGAUUUAUAUACAUUUUGAUGUUGCAUUUUAGAGAGAAAUCUUUCUGUUUAAUAUUUGGAGUCAGCGCAUUUACCAUUUCUUUGUCUCAUCUGCUUUCACUUGCUCUUGUUGUUCCUCUUCCUCUCUUUUUACAAUCUCUGUAAAUAAUGCAAAAGUUUUGUUGGCAGAAUGGUGCCGUUGGCUUAUUGCUGUUUAGAAUUAAGGAAUGAACCCUAAAAGAAAGUGUUUUUGUUUAUAUUGCGUUGUAUGGUAAUUUUUUUACCAUAUUUUUGUA